Molecule: messenger RNA, 3174 nt
Organism: Chenopodium quinoa (quinoa)
Lineage: Eukaryota; Viridiplantae; Streptophyta; Magnoliopsida; Caryophyllales; Amaranthaceae
Product: subtilisin-like protease SBT1.5
Exons: 2
Coding region: 1191-3092 (633 amino acids)
Biological process (GO): proteolysis
Molecular function (GO): serine-type endopeptidase activity
Source: RefSeq, a predicted model, not a curated record
CAAAUAAUUGCAUCUUCACCAUCUUUAUCAUCUUCAACUUUGAUUGCUUCUUACCAGCAAAAAAGCUGUUAAUUGUAAGUUUUUUCAGAAUUAUGUCUUCAAUUUUAAUUUAUUCCCUCCAAUAUUUUCAUUUAUACAUUAACGAUAAUUUGCAACUCCAUUUUAAUUUCUAUACCCUUAUUAUUGAAUUGUAGUCGACAAGUUACAUACUGUAAUGGAGUUAUGUGGCUCAAAUUUGCCACUUUUUUCUGGGUUGUCUCUCGAAUUCUACUUUAUGCAACAUUGUUCAAUUGAGCAGAUUCUAUCAUGCUAUUGCAAUUUCAGAUUAUUAUUUCUUUUUAUUAUCGGGUUUUGGAAAAUGAUACGGAGUACUCCCUUUGUCCGGAAUUAAUAGUUACGUUGAUGGUGUAAUUUGAACUCGUAACGUACAACUAAAUAUAAAUGAAGGUAGUAAAUUACAUACUAGGAUGGGAAUUGAAAUACUGUAGGGCAUUUAAAUGGAGAUGGAUACUCUGAAUUUCCCUUUAAAUUUAAAUGACUUCCCUUAAUUAGAAUGGUUUAGGUCCCUUCAAAAAAAAAAAAAAUUAGAAUGGUUUAGGUUCUAAGUUUGUUCAUGUAUUUGAAUGUUCACACCUCCCUUCAUGCAUGUACUUUCAGAUUAUUAUUUUUUUCGUGUUUUGGAAAAUGAUACUGCCUUUGUCCGGAAUUAAUAAUCAUGUUGAUGUAAUUUGGACUCGUAAUGUAACAACUAAAUACAGAUGGAGGUAAUGAAUUGCAUCUUUGUAUGGGAAUUGGAAUACUGUAAUGCACUUAAAAUGAAAAUAAUACUCAGUAUUUCCCCUUAAAUCAAAAUUAAUUUUCUUAAUUAUAAUAAUUUAGGUUCUGAUUUUGUUCAUGUAUUUGAAUGUUCACAACUCCUUCCAUGUAUGAUUAGCCGUAUUUGUACCAAAGUUUCUGUUUCUGUGAACAUGUAAACUUGUCAAGUAACAGCUUAAAGGUUAAAUGAACUGUUUGUUUUCAUCAACUUACUUUUAUGUGAGAUGUUACAUUUUUCAAUGCUUCACCCUUGAUUCUUUAUGUUUCCUUAUGUUUUUGUUUAGAUUAUAUAAAUAGUCAUAUUGAAGCAUCCAUUGCAAUGUAAUCCAUAAGCAUAAUCUUUAGAAUUCACUUAGAAAGUUAGAAGUUGAACCAUGUCUCUCUUUUGUACCAUUUUCAUUGUAUUGUUGGUCACCUCAUCACCAUUCUUUGGGGCAGGGGAAAAUAUUGAUAAUCCGAGGAUUCAAAACUAUAUUGUUAGGAUUGAAAAUGACUAUAAACCUGCUGCAUAUUUUGAUGUUGUGGAGUGGUAUAGCUCCAUUCUUAAUAGCAUUGGAUUCAAUGUUAUCCAAGAGGAAGGAGGGAAAGGUAGUAGUAAUUUCCUUCAUGUUUAUGGAACUGUCUUUCAUGGAUUCUCUGCACGAUUGACCUUCGAGCAAGCCCAGUUGCUUAAAACCCAACCUGGUGUACUUGGGCUCUUCCCAGACCAAGUGUACCACCUUCAAACAACAAGAACACCAUAUUUCCUAGGGCUUGAUUCCUACCAUGAACCGUUGGGUUUGUUGAAGGAGUCUGACUUGGGCUCUGAUGUUGUGAUUGGUUUUCUUGAUUCUGGGAUUUCACCUGAGAGUCCAAGCUUCAGCGAUGAGGGGCUAAGCUCAGUCCCUACCCACUUCAAGGGGGUUUGUGAUGGAGGCAUAGACUUUCCUUCCUCAUUGUGCAAUAAGAAAAUAGUUGGGGCCAGGUAUUUCUCUAGAGGGAUACUGACAAUGAAGGGUGCUAAUGAGGAAGAGCCUCAGUCUGCUAGAGACUAUGAAGGGCAUGGGACUCACACAGCUUCAACGGCUGCAGGUAGAGGCCUUAAUGCCUCUUUCUUCGGCUAUGCUGAAGGAAGGGCCACUGGGAUUGCCCCCAAGGCAAGACUGGCCAUAUACAAGGUUUGUUGGACAAAUGGGUGUGUGGCAUCCGACAUAUUGGCUGCGUUGGACAAAGCAGUCCAAGAUGGGGUUGCUAUUAUUUCCCUCUCUCUUGGUGGUUCUCCAACACGGUAUUCUACUGACCCCAUUGCAAUUGGGUGUUUUGCAGCUGUUGAGAAGGGGAUCUUUGUCUCAGCUUCAGCAGGAAAUAACGGGCCUGAAUUCAAAACAGUAUCAAACAUAGCUCCAUGGAUCACCACUGUUGGAGCGAGUUCUACUGACCGGACCUUCCCUGCUGAUCUUGUCCUUGGAAAUGGGAUCAUAUUGACUGGAACUUCUCUAUAUACAGGCGAAGUGAUGAAGGAUAAACAGUUCUUCCCUAUCACUGAUUUGGGGGGUUCAACUUGUGAAGCAGAUUAUUUAGAUCAUGACUUAGUCAAAGGUAAAAUAGUUGUCUGUUUACACGGUUUUAUCAGCUUAAUACAGAAAGGCUUGAAUGUUAAGGAGGCAGGAGGAUUGGGAGUUGUUAUUGCCAAUGAUGAAGUUCAAGGGGAGAGUCUAAAAAGUGAUCCACAUUUGGUCCCUGGAUUAUCCAUUACCAAAUCUUCCUAUGAUAAAGUUGUUGGCUACUUGAAUUCAGCUCGAAAUCCCAAGGCCACCAUGGUGUUCCAUGGGACUAAGGUUGGCAGCAGUCUAGCCCCAGCAGUGGCUGCAUUUUCAUCUUGGGGUCCGCACUAUGAGUCUAUAUACCUUCUCAAGCCUGAUAUCAUUGCUCCUGGUGUUGACAUACUUGCUGCUUGGCCCAAAAAGGUUCCACCUUCUGGAUUGGGAUUGACAGAGGAUCCACGGCAUUCCUGGUUUAAUAUCAUAUCUGGAACUUCCAUGUCUUGCCCUCACGUGUCAGGCAUUGCAGCCCUUCUCAAGGGAGCUCACUCAGACUGGUCACCAGCCAUGAUUCGUUCAGCGUUAAUGACGACCUCUUAUAAUUAUUACUCUGAUGGUAAGCCUUUAGUAGACCAAAAAUCCUACACUGAAGCAUCAAUCUGGGCCACUGGUGCAGGCCAUGUGCAUUCAGUAAUGGCGAAUGAUCCAGGAGGGCUGUUAGCUGUGACAAGAAGGCUCUUGAGCAAUGGGAACUGAAUUAUCCAGCCAUCAUUGUCGCAUUCAAUCAAACCCAAGAGGCUAGUACAAUUGAGUUUACUGUCACAAGGACUUUAACCAA